CUAAAAGAAAGCUUGCGCAUAACGCUUGACUUAAGAAAUCGGCUCAAAAGAAAAAAAAUUUCGAUUACUUAUAACUGUUCAUUAACCGAAGAAACAUCAAAGAGGACUGAAAUUUUAACAUUAUAUACGAAUUUAAUAGUAUAUAAAAUGGAACAAGAUAGAGGUGGUGAUCAAAAACAUGAACAAACGUCACCUAAUAUACAACCUGAAAGAGUACAUCGUUUAGAUAGACCAGAUCAAAGUCAACCUUCACAGUAUGAAACAUCCCAGCCUGGACCAUCGCAAGUACAACAAUCAUAUUACUCUACACAGUCAUGCCCGACUACGCAACCAUACUCGCUUGCAGCAUCAUACUUGCCUGCACCACCACAAACGUCUUUAUCAUACCAGUUGGAACCAUCGCAAACUGGGACAAAUCAGCCUGAACAAACGCAAACUGGGACAUAUCAGCCUGAAUUACCACAAACUGGGACAUAUCAGCCUGGAUUACCGCAAACUGUGACAUAUCAGCCUGAAUUACGGCAAACUGGGCCAUAUCAGUCUGGAUUACCGCAAAUUGGAACAUAUCACCCUGGAUUUCUGCAAACUGGGCCAUAUCAGUCUGGAUUACCGCAAAUUGGGACAUAUCAGCCUGGAUUACCGCAAACUGGGCCAUAUCAGUCUGGAUUACCGCCAACUGGGACAAAUCAGCCUGGACAAUCGCAAACUGGGACAUAUCAGCUUGGAUUACCGCAAACUGGGACACAUCAGCCUGGAUUUCUGCAAACUGGGCCAUAUCAGUCUGGAUUACCGCAAAUUGGGACAUACCACCCUGGAUUUCUGCAAACUGGGCCAUAUCAGUCUGGAUUACCGCAAAUUGGAACAUACCACCCUGGAUUUCUGCAAACUGGGCCAUAUCAGUCUGGAUUACCGCAAAUUGGGACAUAUCAGCCUGGAUUACCGCAAACUGGGCCAUAUCAGUCUGGAUUACCGCCAACUGGGACAAAUCAGCCUGGACAAUCGCAAACUGGGACACAUCAGCCUGGAUUUCUGCAAACUGGGCCAUAUCAGUCUGGAUUACCGCAAAUUGGGACAUACCACCCUGGAUUUCUGCAAACUGGGACAAAUCAGCCUGAACAAACGCAAACUGGGACAUAUCAGCCUGGAUUACCGCAAACUAGGACAUAUCAGCCUGGAUUACCGCAAACUGGGACAAAUCAGCCUGGACAAUCGCAAACUGGGACAAAUCAGCCUGGACAAUCGCAAACUGGGACAAAUCAACCUGGACAAUCGCAAACUGGGACAAAUCAGCCUGGACAAUCGCAAACUGGGACAUGUCAGUCUGGAUUACCGCAAAUUGUAACAUAUCAGCCUGGAUUACACCAGCAUGGAUUAUCACAAUCUGAACCAAUACAAUUUCCUGUACCAAACCAGCCUCCUGGAAAAUACCAGUCUCCUGAAAAAUCCCAGUCUCCUAGAAAACACCAGUCUCCUAGAAAACACCAGUCUCCUAGAAAACACGAGUCUCCUGGAAAAUCCCAGUCUCCUAGAAAAUAUCAGUCUUCUGGAGAAUACCAGUCUCCUAGAAAACACCAGUCUCCUAGAAAACAUCAGUCUCCUAGAAAACAUCAGUCUCCUGAAAAAUCCCAGUCUCCUAGAAAACACCAGUCUCCUGGAACAUCCCAGUCUCCUAGAAAAUACCAGUCUUCUGGAGAAUACCAGUCUCCUAGAAAACACCAGUCUCCUAGAAAACACCAGUCUCCUAGAAAACACCAGUCUCCUGAAAAAUCCCAGUCUCCUAGAAAACACCAGUCUCCUGGAACAUCCCAGUCUCCUAGAAAACACCAGUCUCCUGGAACAUCCCAGUCUCCUAGAAAAUACCAGUCUUCUGGAGAAUACCAGUCUCCUAGAAAACACCAGUCUCCUAGAAAACACCAGUCUCCUAGAAAAUCCCGGUCUCCUAGAAAAUCCCGGUCUCCUAGAAAAUCCCGGUCUCCUAGAAAAUCCCGGUCUCCUAGAAAAUACAAGCAUGUUAAACAAUGCCACUCUGAUGAAUCAUACGUGCCUAGUGAUCAUUUUGGAUCAUCAUCGUCGCUGAGUGAAAUGUCACAGUCAGGAAUAUUAUCGUCGUCUGGAUCUUCGCGAUCAAUGUCACAACGGUCUCAGCGUAGUAGAUAUAUGCCAGAAAACAAAAGAUUAAGUCAGAAAAGACUAUUUGAAGAUGACUGUGAUGCAGGAACUAGUUACGAUAUUCAAACGGGAAGUCCUAAAGAUUAUUCUCCUUCUGUGAGGCAAAUUAAAAGACUUAAACAAAGUCUUCCAGAACCUGGUUCAACUAUUAAACUUCAGACAAAUUAUUUCAAGUUUCUAUAUUCUAAAGAUUGGGCUUUUACACAAUAUAAUGUUAAUUUUACUCCAGUUCAAUAUGUUAAGAAAAACCGUAAAUAUUUGCUUCAAAAUACUGCACCACCACUAAAAGGAUGUAUUUAUGACGGUAAUUCAUUAUUUUCAUCAGAAUGUUAUCCUAGAAUGUAUACAGUCAGUUCAAAAUAUGUUGAUAAAGACAAUGUUGAAAAGGAUGUUAUAGUAGUUAUAGAUUAUCGUAAAGCCAUAGAAAUAAAGGAUAGUUAUCCAAACCAAAUAGUGUAUUGUUUCAAUUUAAUAUUAAAGGAAUGCUUAAAUGACCUAGAUCUACGAUCAAUUCGUCAUAAUUUAUAUGAUAAAAACAAUAAAGUGAAACUUGAGAAAUAUAAUCUAGAAGUAUGGCCAGGUUACUUCACAUUUAUUAAGAAACAUGAAAUGGAUACUUAUGUGUGCAUAGAUCCAACGUACAAAGUUUUUUCUACUAUGUCACUUUUAGAUACUUGGUAUAAAUGUCAAGAAAGUGCGGACAAAAAGAAAACAUUUUAUGAUAAAGUCAAAGGAUGUAUUGUAUUUACUCAUUACAAUUACAAUACAUAUAAGAUCAUAGAUGUUGACUUUAGCUUAUCACCACUGAGUAUAUUUAAACUAAAUCGAUUAGACACAGAAGUUACAUUUGCAGGUUACUAUAAGGACAAAUAUAAUAUAACUAUAUAUGACCUAAGACAGCCUUUGCUCAUUGUAAACAUGCAACAAAAAUCACGUAAUCUAGCAACUCAAAAUAGCUUAAUUUAUUUAAUUCCUGAAUUGUCUUAUAAAAUGAAUCUGACAAAUGAUAUAAUGCAAGAUAGUAAUGUAUUAAAAACGAUGUCCAACUUUUCACAAAUGUGGCCUUACCAACGAAUUGAUAAGUUAUUAGAUUUAAAUAAAAAAAUUCACUCUAAACCGAAGACUGUUCAACAAUUAGAUUCAUAUAAAGUAAAAUUCCAAAAAGAUUUGGUUGAAGUUGAAGGACGUAUAUUACCUUAUGCAAAGUUUUUUUUCUCUGGAGAAGUUGGAAUAGAAGAUAGAUGUGGAUAUUGGCCAUCACUAUUUUAUAAAAAUAGCAUGUAUAAUUCUAAAACAUUAGACGAUUGGAUUGUGAUAUCUAUAGAGAAAUAUAAAAAUGACUGGAUGAUAUUCGAACAUGUUUUGCUUAACAAAGCAACCAAUAUUCAAUUUCACAUGAAAAAACCAAAAUUUGUUACGAUUGGGACUUAUGAUGAAAUAAUGGAUGCGGUAGAGUAUAACUGGAACGAAAAGAUACAAUUUGUUGUUUGCAUUACUGAUGACAAGAAUAAUGCAGAAAGCUAUCAUAAUCUAAAAGUGAAAUGUUGCAUUGACCGCCAAAUUCCAUCACAGAUGAUUUUUUCGCAAAACUUAACAUCGCCAAAGAAAGAAUCCAUAGCUCAUAAGUUAAUUGUUCAAAUGAAUUGUAAACUUGGUGGAGCUCCAUGGUAUGUCGAGUUGCCACCGGUAUUUUCGGAAUUAAUGGUGAUUGGUUUUGAUGUUUGUCAUGAUAAAAGAUCUAAAGACUUUGAUAUUGGUGCUACAGUAGGUACUUUAGACAAACGUUUAACCAAAUAUAUCAGUGCUAUAAGUAACCAUAAAAAGGGUGAGGAAUUAUCAAAUAACAUAGCUAAUCAUAUUUGUAACUUUAUAUCAGAAUAUAAAAAAUACAAUAAAGGUAAAUAUCCUAAACAUAUUGUGAUCUAUCGCGAUGGUAUUGGCGAUAGUCAAUUGAAGUUAGUCAAUAGUCAAGAGGUAGAUAACAUAAAAAUGAGAAUUGCUAAAGUAUAUGGAGAAGACAUUAAAAAGACAAUAAAAAUGGCAUUUAUAGUCGUUAACAAACGAGUGAAUACACGAUUUUUUUAUAAGAAAAAAAAUCCGCCAUGUGGCACAAUUGUGAAUGACGUCAUAGUUACUAAUCCAGUAUAUCCAAAUUUUUUUAUCGUAUCUCAACACAGUACACAGGGCACUGUUACGCCAACAUCGUAUAUUAUAAUUGAUGAUAAUCUUGGUUGCGAUAUAGAAAUGAUUCAACAACUGACGUACAAGCUCACCCAUAUGUACUACAAUUCGUUUAAUACUAUAAGGGUACCAGCUCCAUGUCAAUAUGCACAUAAGCUUGCAUAUUUCAUUGGUGUACAUUUACAGAGAGAACCACCCGAUACACUGAAUAAUGUUUUAUAUUAUUUGUAAUUUCGAAUCUCCAUUUCUAUUAUUUACAAAGGGAUAUAUACACAUUAUACGUAAAUAUAAUACAUAUACGAGAUGCAUCUAAAAAUUAAUGAGAUUGAUUCAGUAAAAAUAUUUAUUUAAUGAAAAGAUCCACAUUAUCAUCUUCAAAAUAGUUACCUCGAGAAGUACAGUCUAAGGUGUUACUCUCAUAUUUAGAAACAGUGCUGGAAUUCUUUUGCUGGAACUGCUUUCAAUCUGUCGAUUAUAACAUUUAUGUUCAUAGCUCUAAAAUGAUGUCCUUUGAGAGACAGAUUUUUUGAAAAAAAUGUCACAUUACCACAAAGUAGAAAAGUAUUAAAGACUCUGAAACUACAGGAAUAUCUUUGUUGGCUGAAAAACUCAUUCACAAAGAGUAUAGAGAAGAAAUGGUGCCCAUUGUCACUGUUCCAUUUCGAUAACGCAUCAAUAAAACAUACUUUUAUAAAAUUCGCUAUGAAACUGCUCGUUUUAAUUCAACCGAGUUGAAAUUAAUACUGAAGGCAGAAUAGAGAUAUAUGUACGUCUCAGAUAGCGCCACAGUGUUUGUACAAUGUUGCCGAUUUCUAAAUCCCGAGAUCAUUACUUAAACAUACCUCAUAUCCAUAUCAUACGUAUAAACGCGAACAUGAUAUGAUGAUAUUCCAAUAAUAUAUUAUUUUUCUGCUUUCAAAAAAGAGACGAUUAUUUUUUAGUUCAUAUAUACUAAAUAUAUCGGUUUAGUAUAUAUUUAUUUAGUGCACACAUGUAUGCAUAUAUAUUUUUUGUUUAUUAUAGACUUACACGUAGAUUGCUUUAUUCAAAUCACUAAAAUUAUUCUUUUAGUUUUGUUACCAUUUGGAUCAUUCUUUUUUUCUUGUAUUUUUUUUUUUAUUUCAAGAUUAAAGUAUGUAGUUACAUUAUAAAAACUUAUUACAUACGUAUGUAUAUAUGAUAAAGUGA
Vespa mandarinia (Asian giant hornet) is the source of this 5538-nucleotide messenger RNA. RefSeq names its product protein aubergine-like. The record is from RefSeq and is a predicted model, not a curated record. NCBI's taxonomy places the organism in Eukaryota, Metazoa, Arthropoda, Insecta, Hymenoptera, Vespidae. Gene Ontology annotation, molecular function: protein binding; RNA binding.